AUGUCUCAGCCUGCUGUGCUUCUCACCCAGGAGCCUGCUCCGCAGUGUAUCCCCGUCUCGGAGCUCCCCAUGAAGGUUUACGAGCCGGCUCUGAACACCGGUCCCGAUUCUUCCAGCGGUUUGGCCACGGCCGGCUUCCGCACCGCCAAGUUCCUGCCCGAAGAAUGGCAGCAGAACAACUACACCCGAUACCACGAGGCCUUCGCCGACCGCGACCACUCUGAGCGCUGCCGCCACGAGUCCCAGAACCUGGCCAAUUACACGGCCGAAUUGGCCCAGCGCACCCAGGAGGACUCCACGGCUAAGGUGGGCCAGAGGCUCCAGGACAUCCACUUCUGGAAGUCGGAGCUCCAGAGGGAGAUUGAGGACCUGGUGGCUGAGACUGACCAGCUGGCGGCUCAGAAACUGCGGCUGGAGCGAGCCAUCGAUGCCGUGGAGGUCCCCUACAGCAUCGCCAUGGACAACCUGCAGUGCCGGGAGCGCCGGCAGCAUCCGGACCUGGUGAGGGACCAAGUGGAGGUAGAACUGCUCAAGGAGACCGAGCUCAUCCGAAAUAUCCAAGAGCUCCUGAAAAGGACGGUGAAGCAAGCUGUUAAUCAGAUGCAGUUAAAUCGGGACCACAAGCAGGUCUGUGAGAUGGAUUGGUCUGACAAGGUGGAAACCUACAACAUCGAUGAGAAGUGUGGGCGGUACAACAACCAGAGCACUAACAUUCAAUUCCAUCCCAGCUCCUCCAAGUUUGAGGACAGUGCUUCUACCCCAGAGACGUGGGCCAAGCACAGCCAUGACAACAUCUACAGGGCUGAGCGAGAAAGGUUGGCCUCCGUCAACCUCCGGGCCCUGGUUGACAACAUCCUCCACGACACAGCCGAGGAUCUGCACCUCCAGUUUGAUGUGGUGAACCAGACCUUUGCCAAGCGCUGUGAGGAGCUGGAAGAUGCCAAGCACAAGCUGGAGCACAGUUUACGAAAAACCCUGCAGGAGAUUGGGCACCAAGAGCACAACAUUGAGGCGCUGAAGCAAGCGAUCAAGGAUAAAGAAACGCCCCUCAAAGUAGCUCAGACAAGGCUGUAUGAUCGCUCCUUUAGGCCCAACGUGGAUCUCUGCAGAGAUGCUGCCCAGUUCAGGCUCAUCAGCGAAGUGGAAGAACUGACUGAAUCCAUUGACUCUCUCAAAAAGAAGCUUCUGGAAUCCGAGCAAAGCCUACAGAAUCUGGAGGACAGCCGGAUGCAUCUGGAGAAGGAGAUCGCUGUGAAAACCAAUAGCCUUUUUAUCGACCGGCAGAAAUGCAUGGCCCAUCGUACCAAAUACCCAACUAUCCUGAAACUAGCAGGCUAUCAGUAGGAUGUUGUCACUGGAAGCGAAGUGGGCAAUCCGUUUUGGUCUCUGAAGGUUC
Pseudonaja textilis is the source of this 1396-nucleotide messenger RNA. RefSeq names its product tektin 4 (gene TEKT4). NCBI's taxonomy places the organism in Eukaryota, Metazoa, Chordata, Lepidosauria, Squamata, Elapidae. Gene Ontology annotation, biological process: cilium movement involved in cell motility; cilium assembly. The record is from RefSeq and is a predicted model, not a curated record. Gene Ontology annotation, cellular component: sperm flagellum; nucleus; microtubule cytoskeleton.